AUGAGCCAGGAGCCGAGGACCGCAGGGCUGGGUCAAGGAUUGCCGCCGACCGAUAUACACGCCGUUAGUGUUUCCCUUCCGAAAUGGCAAGAUACUGUCGGCUGGGCCACCAAAGAUCCCCAGGUCCUCGCCCACUUGACAACGGGAUACCCUAGAUUCUACAUUCACCCGCUCGUCCAAAGAUUGGCUACAUUGCUUCUGCAGUUGUUGCUCCAAGAUGAGGCCGCGGCGAGCUCCAUCGAGCAUGUGUAUGGGCAAGAGUCGAGAGCAACCGCUACCGCCGUGCUAUUUCCACAUGCGACCUUGGGCGUCUGUUGUCGGGAUUACUUGCGGCGGGUUGUGUCGGACACUUCAAUCAAGGAUGCAGUUCUUGCUUUCCAAGUCAACUUUGCUGGUGAAGUCCAAAAUAUCCAUUCUGGAGUUGUCACGUCAACCGCAGAUGCGUUCCAGCGCCUUUGUGUCGUAGUCUUCCCCCAUCAUCUGUUCGAGGAAGCCAAGGCGUUCUGGCAACAUACGGGAUUUGGGAUGACAAGCCGACAUGCUCUUUACUGGCUGGAGCAGGCGCCUUGUCUCCCUGGGGCCGGGACCAGCAGUCAUCCAGACACCAAGUUGCCCCUGGGCGACGCAAAGCAAGCUGUAACCAAUAUCAGGGACCAAAUAUCGGGAUUGCUGUCAUCAGAGACCAGAAAGAUGACGCCCGAAGAUGUGUUUCUAUACCCGAGUGGCAUGUCUGCAAUAGCCCACUCCGCGUCGGCUCUUCAGGAGUCGUACAGGUGCUCAUCUGGCGCAUUUCGAAUUGCUGUUUUUGGCUUCCUAUAUGUAGACACGUUCAAAGUUCUCAGCAAGGUCAAACAAAUCGAGUGUGUCCUCUACGGACAUGCGUCCCCAGCGGACAUGGACCAGCUAGAACGGAACCUCCAGGACGGCAUGGAGAUACACGCCCUUUAUACCGAGUUCCCGGGGAACCCUCUCCUCGGCUCGCUCGACCUCAGACGCCUGUAUAAGCUCUCACAGACGUUCAACUUUCACGUCGUCGUGGACGAUACUGUCGGCACAGCAGUCAACUUGGACCUCGUCCCCUUUUGCGACAUGAUAUGCACAAGCCUUACCAAAAUGUUCAGCGGGGCCUGCAACGUCAUGGGCGGCAGCUUAACCAUAUGCCCUGGCUCCAAGUCCAAAAGCGUGCUACACGACACCUUGACACGCCAAUACACCGACACAUACUUUCCCCUCGACUUGCUUGUCAUGGCCCAAAACAGCAAGGACUUUGUGGAGCGUGUCCACGUUGCUAAUCAGAACGCGGAGGCGAUAGCCGCAAAGUUGAGGAACCAUCCGGUUGUGGACACGGUAUUCUAUUCCAAGGGCAGCGCCACGCAACAUUUGUAUGACGGGUACCGGCGCCGACGACGGCAAACUGGGAAAACAGGCGAGGACGCGCAGGCGCAGGCCGGCUAUGGUUAUUUGCUCUCAAUCCGAUUCGUCAAGGAUUCGGCGGCCAUCGCCUUUCACGAUGCCUUGGAUGUGGCCAAGGGUCCAAGCCUUGGCACCAACUUCACCUUGUGUUGUCCGUACACGUUGCUUGCGCAUGCGUCGGAGCUGGAGUGGGCGGCAAAGUUUGGCGUCGUCGAGCAUUUGGUUCGAUUGAGUGUGGGAAUUGAGAAGCGAGACGAGCUGGAAGAGGCGGUGGACAGGGCAUUGGAGGCGGCUGCAAAGGCGGCAGGAGCUGAAAUGGUGGCUUUGGGUGAAGAGUCGAAACCGGGGCUCGCCGUGGCAUGA
Molecule: messenger RNA, 1776 nt
Organism: Metarhizium album ARSEF 1941
Lineage: Eukaryota; Fungi; Ascomycota; Sordariomycetes; Hypocreales; Clavicipitaceae
Product: Cys/Met metabolism, pyridoxal phosphate-dependent enzyme
Exons: 3
Coding region: 1-1776 (591 amino acids)
Biological process (GO): transsulfuration
Molecular function (GO): cystathionine gamma-synthase activity; pyridoxal phosphate binding
Source: RefSeq, a predicted model, not a curated record